AUGUCUGUGACCAGGUCACCAGCCGAGGACCCAGACUCCGAGCCGAAGAGGGCUAGAUUAGAGAUCCGACCUUCAUUGAGUUUCUCAGAUGAAGACAGGAUCAGAACUAUCCAACCACAUGGUGACACUUUAGUGGUCACCCUUCAAAUAGGGGGGUAUGAUGUGAAGAGGGUAAUGGUGGAUCAAGGCAGUUGUGUAGAAGUCAUGUAUCCUGACCUGUACAAAGGAUUGAACUUGAAACCUGAAGACCUAACAGCUUACGAUUCACCUCUGGCAGGUUUUAAUAGAAAGCUUGUUGCCCCGAAAGGUCAAAUUAGGUUACCCGUGCAGGCCAGUUCAGAAGUGGUGGAAGUGGACUUCAUAGUGGUGGAUGCAUACUCCCCCUACACGGCCAUUGUCUCCAGACCUUGGCUUCAUACCUUGGGUGCCGUUUCUUCAACUCUACAUCAGAAGGUUAAGUAUCUGUCAGGAGACCGGGUUGAGAAACUAAUAAGGAACCAAACUAUGGCUAGGCAGUGUCUCGUGUCUGCAAUUUUGCAUCAACCCACAACUGAGUCCUCGGACAUAGUCAAAGAGGGUUUAUAG
Quercus lobata is the source of this 585-nucleotide messenger RNA. RefSeq lists its product as uncharacterized. Bases 1 to 585 code for a protein of 194 amino acids. NCBI's taxonomy places the organism in Eukaryota, Viridiplantae, Streptophyta, Magnoliopsida, Fagales, Fagaceae. The record is from RefSeq and is a predicted model, not a curated record. The transcript has a single exon.